Molecule: messenger RNA, 558 nt
Organism: Setaria italica (foxtail millet)
Lineage: Eukaryota; Viridiplantae; Streptophyta; Magnoliopsida; Poales; Poaceae
Product: chlorophyllase-1
Exons: 2
Coding region: 1-558 (185 amino acids)
Biological process (GO): chlorophyll catabolic process
Molecular function (GO): chlorophyllase activity
Source: RefSeq, a predicted model, not a curated record
AUGGGGGACAUCCAUUUCAAUUUACCCCACACGGCUUUCUCUUUAGCCCUUGGGUAUGGCAGGACCAAGACCAGCCUCAAGAUCUCUGGCCUCAUUGGUAUCGAUCCUGUCGCUGGCCAAGACAAGUCCUCACAAGUCUCACCCAAGAUCCUCACCUACGAGCGCUCCUCUUUGGACAUAGCCAUGCCGGUCUUGGUCAUCGGCACCGGGCUGAGCGAACAGAAGAGGCACGAGCUCCUCCCUGGCUCUGCCUGUGCCCCAAAAGAUGUCAACCACCGGGAGUUCUACAGGGAGUGCAAGCCACCCUGCUACCACUUCGUGACUAGGGACUAUGGGCAUCUGGACAUGCUGGAUGAUGAAUAUGCAGCAGCACUCUUCAGGUAUUUCUGCAAGGAGGGGAAGAACUGCAAGGAGAUCAUGAGGAGAAGCGUUGCUGGGAUCAUGGUCGCCUUCUUGAAAGCCGUGCUUUCUGGAGAAGACGGUGAUCUUAGGGUCAUAGUGAAAGAUCCUGGGCUUGCUCCAGCCAAACUCAAUCCAGUUGAGUACCGUUUGGCAUGA